This is a messenger RNA of Jatropha curcas, 1306 nucleotides long. Its product is annotated as GDSL esterase/lipase At1g29670. The record is from RefSeq and is a predicted model, not a curated record. Gene Ontology annotation, molecular function: hydrolase activity, acting on ester bonds. NCBI's taxonomy places the organism in Eukaryota, Viridiplantae, Streptophyta, Magnoliopsida, Malpighiales, Euphorbiaceae.
CUACUUCAUACCCAGCUAGCUACUUCUCUGACAUUUCUCUUUUUGUUUUUAAUUUUUCACUCUCUUGAAGAUGAUACCUGAAAUAAAAGAAUGGAGGGUUGUGAUCUUUCUUUUGGUGCUCUCAUGCAAGCUAGAAUGGAUUGUCGAUGGACAACCACAACCACAAGUGCCAUGUUUUUUCAUUUUUGGCGACUCUUUAUCAGAUAGUGGCAAUAAUAACGACCUUGAGACUGCUGCUAGAGCAAAUUACAAACCCUAUGGGAUUGAUUACCCCGAUGGGCCUACCGGAAGAUUUACUAAUGGCAAAACCAUUAUGGAUGUUGUAGCUGAACACCUUGGAUUUGAUCAUCACAUUCCACCUUUUAGAACUGCUUCGGGUGAUAUCAUUCUUAAAGGUGUGAAUUAUGCAUCAGGAUCAGCAGGGAUUUUCGAGGAAACUGGAACUCAUUUGGGUGCGAAUGUGCACUUGACCCAGCAAAUAAAAAAUCACGAGACAACGAUCACUAAGAUGGUUGAAAUAUUAGGGAACGAAGAGGCAGCUUCAAACCAAUUAAAACAGUGCUUAUUUUCAGUUGGAAUGGGAAAUAAUGAUUUUAUAAACAACUAUUUCUUGCCUCAUAUAUAUCCAACAAGCCAACACUACGACCUUCAAGAAUAUGCAAAAGCUCUUAGUGCCGAAUAUAAUACCCAAUUAAAGGCCUUGUACGGUUUGGGAGCAAGAAAAUUUAUGUUGUCAGGAUUGGGAAAAAUAGGGUGCACCCCAUAUGGAAUCAUUACAUUCGGAGCCGGCAAAGUUUGUGCAGAAGAAAUGAACGAAGGGAGUCGUCUUUUCAACUUGGAGGUUGUAGAUCUGGUGGAUAAACUCAAUAAAGAACUUCCUGAUGCCAAAUUCAUAUUUCUAAAUAAUACUUCCAUUGGAAAUGGCGAUCCUUUUAAAAUUGGUUUCACGAAUUUCGCAGCAGGGUGUUGUAAAGUAAGAGAAGAUGGUCAGUGCAAUCCAAACGAAGAACCUUGUAUUAAUAGAAAAGAAUUUGUAUUUUGGGAUCAUUUCCAUCCAACUGAAGUCACAAACAUAUUGACUGCUUCAAGAACUUACACAGCUUUUGACCCAACUGAUUGUUAUCCAACUGAUGUUCGUCAACUAGCUCUGCUGCAACUUUCAAGUGCAAAGGUUUAGAAACAAAAAAGAAAAUUCUAUUUAAAUAAAUUGUUUAGGAAAACAUCCAAAUAUUUAACUUUUGUAAUUCUAGAAAUUUUGUGAUCAAAGUUUCAUCAAUUAUUUAUUUCUGGCACAUUUUUAGUUUUA